AUGGCGAAAUCCUCAGCGAUCAAAGAUGCUGAAGCACUUCUCCGUUCUCUUCGCUCAGCUUACACUGCAACUCCCACUAACCUCAAGGUGGUUUACAUGGCUAUUGUUGGGUCCUUCCCAUUCAACUCUUUUCUCUCUGGGGUACUCUCUUGUAUAGGCACUGCAGUCCUUGCUGUUUGUCUCCGAAUUCAAGUAAACAAAGAAAACAAGGAAUUUAAGGAUUUACCACCAGAGCGUGCUUAUGCAGACUUUAUUCUCAGCAAUUUAGUGCUCCAUUUGGUGAUCAUGAAUUUCCUUGGAUAGAUUGACGUUCCUAAUCUCAAGA
Molecule: messenger RNA, 325 nt
Organism: Solanum verrucosum
Lineage: Eukaryota; Viridiplantae; Streptophyta; Magnoliopsida; Solanales; Solanaceae
Product: dolichyl-diphosphooligosaccharide--protein glycosyltransferase subunit DAD1-like
Exons: 4
Coding region: 1-303 (100 amino acids)
Biological process (GO): protein N-linked glycosylation
Cellular component (GO): membrane; oligosaccharyltransferase complex
Source: RefSeq, a predicted model, not a curated record